AUGUCCUCAAAGAAGAAAACAAAGAGGAAUCAUUCAGGAAAUAAAUUAAAGGAACACAAAGGCAGCUCCCAUCCUCGUUGGAAAUUGUUUUCACUAGAGGAACCAGAUGUCUCAAGGAUAUCGAAGGUAGCAGAAACAAAUCAACUCGAGGAGCUUGAUGAUUCAUUUGAUCACCCUUUGCACAGUACUGCUGUGGAUGCUUAUGGGGAGGAACAUUCACCAAACGAGUCACUUGGUCAUGUUUCAGCUCCAAAAAGGAAAAAUACGGAAAGAAGUAAAAAAGCACACUGCUUAAAAACAUCUGAUGGGGAUGUUCAGAAAUUCAACACAGCUGAUUCAGAAGAUGAGCCCCUUCAGGAGGAUGCGAAGGCGCUGAAUACUACUCAAUUCCAGGCGAAAAAGAAGCGGCCUUCAGAGACCACCACAUUGGAUCCUUCUGUGAAUAGCCCAUGUUCUGUACACAUUUGGUGUCCCAAAGAGCUGAAGAGAUCUCCUACAGAUAUUACAGAACUGGAUGUUGUUCUGGCCGAAUUUGAGAAGAUGGCAGCAAAUUACAGACAGAGCAUAGAAUCAAACAUUGGCAGAAAAGCUAUCAAUGACUUCUGUUCCGCUUUCAAGGACCAAAUCACUGAUCUUGUAACGGAAGUCCAGGAAUUAAAGAAUAUGAAGAAAAAAAAUGCGAAGGUAAUAACAAACAUCAAAAAGAAAAGGCAGCAACUGUUGCAACUCAGAGAAGAGCUAAUUGGAGUUGAACCACAACUGAUAAAACUACAAAGAGAAUAUGCUGAGUUACAGGAAAGAAAAUCUUCCUUGAGGCAGGCAACUGAAUUACUUACUGAUUUAAAGGAGCUACAGCAAGACUGUUUGGAUUAUAGAGAAGAAAACCCAAGAGACAAAGUGGUAUACGGAACUUCCAGCCUACCAGCUCUUCUGCUGGAGUCACGGAGAAUUCUAGGAGCAGAAAGACACUUUCACAAUAUCAAUAUGAAACUGGAAGAGGCUCUGGAUGUACAAAGAGGAGAGCUAUCAAAGAAAGAUUAA
Balearica regulorum gibbericeps (East African grey crowned-crane) is the source of this 1041-nucleotide messenger RNA. Lineage: Eukaryota; Metazoa; Chordata; Aves; Gruiformes; Gruidae. The record is from RefSeq and is a predicted model, not a curated record.